Girardinichthys multiradiatus is the source of this 6737-nucleotide messenger RNA. It is a transcript of the gene rab33a, whose product is annotated as RAB33A, member RAS oncogene family. The record is from RefSeq and is a predicted model, not a curated record. The coding region runs from base 343 to 1203 and encodes 286 amino acids. Gene Ontology annotation, cellular component: endosome; Golgi apparatus. The transcript has 4 exons. Gene Ontology annotation, molecular function: GTP binding; GTPase activity. Gene Ontology annotation, biological process: Rab protein signal transduction. Lineage: Eukaryota; Metazoa; Chordata; Actinopteri; Cyprinodontiformes; Goodeidae.
GGUAGAAAUGACAGGUAAUUAAAAUGUUAUUAGUUUCUAUGUAAAUUGGUUGGUUUUUUCACACAGAUCUGGCUUUUAUUCAGACUUUAAGGCAUAUGUUCAGCAGGGAUAAGGUCGACACACUGAGUUUAAUGUGUCAACCUUUAAUGAGCUCUCUUUAUUUAUUCACAAACCAGUGUUGUGUUGUGUCAGAAUGUUUCUUCUCCCUUUAAGGCUUCCGUCACUUGCUGAAAAACAGCAGCCAGGUCAUUGUUGCAUCUCUGGUCUCCUCCUCCUCCCUUUCUCUUCCACUCUGCUCUCCACACACGCAUCCCGACUUGCGCAUAGCCUCCUCCGGCAAUAAUGACCAAGGAUUCCCCGGAGGAGGAGACCCGAGCUCCGGGCGGCGGCGGCGGAGCAGGAGGUGAAGGUGGAGGAGGAGGCGCAGGAAAAGGGACAUCCAGAAGAAACGUAGCGGACGACAAUGUGACCAUCCUGACAUCAUCCAUGGAUUUCUACAGAGCCGGACGGAGCCGAGCCAGCAGCAGCAGCGACGCCGCCCCAAGCCUCACCUCUUCCGUUGACCUGAGCAGCUCCUCCCUGGACACGAGCAUUCAGACGCGGAUCUUCAAGAUCAUCGUCAUUGGCGACUCCAACGUGGGGAAGACGUGCCUUACCUUUCGCUUCACGGGGGGCAGCUUCCCCGACAAAACUGAGGCCACGAUCGGCGUGGACUUCAGGGAGAAGGCGGUGGAGAUCGAAGGGGAGACCAUCAAGGUGCAGGUGUGGGACACAGCAGGCCAGGAGCGCUUUCGCAAAUCCAUGGUGGAACAUUAUUAUCGCAAUGUUCACGCAGUGGUGUUUGUUUAUGAUGUAACCAAGAUGGCUUCUUUCCGCAACCUACAGACAUGGAUAGAGGAGUGUAAUGGCCAUCGGGUGUCAGCGUCAGUGCCUCGAGUUCUAGUGGGAAAUAAAUGUGACCUUGUGGAUCAAAUCCAGGUCCCCUCCAACAUGGCGUUGAAGUUCGCUGACUCUCACAACAUGCUGCUGUUUGAGACGUCAGCGAAGGACCCAAAGGAGAGUCAGAAUGUCGACUCCAUCUUCAUGUCGCUGGCCUGCCGCCUAAAGGCCCAGAAAUCCCUGCUGUACAGAGACGUGGAGCGAGAGGACGGGAGAGUGAGGCUCACACAGGAGACGGAAACAAAGACAAAUUGUCCGUGUUGAGGAAGAAGAGGAGAGGAGGGCAUUCUAGAGAGGAGAUGAGAGGAGUUACUUACAUAUAAGGGAGGAAUGGGAUAUGGGUACGUUUCUGGUUUAAGAUGACAGGGAAGGAUUAUGCUCAUGCUAGUAGCGCUGUGCUUUCAGCGACUGGGGGUGAAGGACGACUGAAAGAUGUGUUAGAACUGAGUGAUCAACAGUGUUCUUGUUCUUGAACAGAAACAAGGGACUGGGGAGUGGUAUAUAAUAAUGAUGCUGCCUUUUAGACCAUAAUGCCGUGUGAAAAUAUUCUCACUGACUUUCCCAAUAAUGCUGUAUGGUUUCAUUCUUAUCAUGUACCAUAGGUUAGCUGUUAUUCCAACUGAAAACAGGAUUUCUCAGCCCUUUUUCUACUGCUUUAAUAACUAUAACGCUUCCUGACUCAUAACCUUCACAAACCAUUUAGAGGAGUAAGGGCAGCAUAGAGGCGACAGCUAAACUUUUAGAAAUCCUGUUUCAGUGGAUUGUUUCUUGGAGGAUUUGAUCUCUGCUCACCUGUCACAUCUAAGACGUAGCAAAUAUAAAUAAAACGGAGGACAAUACUCAAGGUGGGCCUGGCAGAAGCACCUUGACAAGGUUUUCUAAAAUAGACCUGUAAUGGGUUGCCCUGUAGCAAAUCACCUAUUGAUUUCAGAGAUCCCCUUACACAUAUGUGCUUUCUAACACAGAGUGAAAUCAAGCAUACUCUUUCUCCUCUACUCUUGAUAGAAAAAUAUCCCCUCCAUGUUUUUGCCUCUGAGGAGUGGGGCUUAGCCUUCUCUCCCUUUGUGUGCAAAUGCAGAAAGAUUCGGUCUUCAGUUUAUCAAGUCAGCUUUCUUCUAUUCUCCCUCUUCUGUUUUCUCUGGUGCCUUGCAAAAGUAUUCAUGCUCCUUCAACAUUUACACAUUUUGUCACGUUACAACUGCAGACUUUGGUGUAUUUUACUAGGGUUAUGUGAUAUUCCCACACAAAGUAGCAUGUAAUUGUGAAGCGGAAUGAAAAUGAAAAAAUGGUUUUCAAAACCCUUUGCACAUCAAAAAGUGUGGCUCUAAAUUAAAUCCAGUGCGAUCAACUGCCUUCAGAAGCCAUGUUAAUAGUAAAUAGAGUCAACUAUUUGUGAUUUAAUUUCAGCAUAAAAACACAAGGAAACUGUUCAUCAGAGAAACAGUAAAAAGCUUCAUGCUGAGGAGGCUUUUCAUUAAUGUAAGGCAGGCAUGUUGGACUAGAGAUACAUCUAAAGGUUGCAGGAUACUGGGCCUUGAGGACUAGAGUUCGCCAUCCCUGGUUGAGAUCAAAGCAUAUUCGUAAGGCUAUUCAUAAUGUAGAACUGGCUUUAAAUGCUUUCACAAGGCACUGUGUUUCCAAGGUAGAGUCCAUUUCGGCUUCCUUAGAUAACAUGCUGACUCCCCGUCAGCAUCACCACCACAGAAAACUGUGACCCCUCGUACCACAAGUUAAACCCAGUGUAAAUGAAUCUAUCCAGGUGGAUCACACUGCAUGAAAUGAUCCACUUAGUCAUAUUGAUUAUUUACUGUGCACAGCAAGACGGUAUGCUUUACACUAAGAAAGCUUCUCACUAGGCUGGAGGUGGAGGAACACAAUGUACAUAACUCAGUUUCAAGGCCUUGGCCUAAUAGAGCAUCAAAUACUCCAGCAGGCAAAUGUGUCGCUCUUUGUAUUUUAUCACUAUGAUCUAGUUUACACCAAACACUAACAAAACACAUCAGUGAACAUUAUAUAUAUAUAUAUAUAUAUAUAUAUAUAUAUAUAUAUAUAUAUAUAUAUAUAUAUAUGACAGAUGUUAUAUAUAUUAAAAAUAUUUAAGUACCCUUUCGACACUCUGAAAAAUGACCACACAACUGAAUUGCUUCUUUUCUUCAAAUAUACAACCCGCUGGAUCACUUGCCCAAACAAAUACCACAUGGCAAAAUAAACAUUGCUUGUUAAUAAAGGCCAUGUUUUAUUAAGGAAUCGAUGCCGAUCUGGUAAAAAAUGACUAAGAUCGGCCAAUACUGAUAUUAAUGAUUAAUGCAUGCCUAACUAGAAAGGCACUCAGAGAGUGCAUACCUCCGCUAAGGCCACUGCAUGUCAGCUGCUGACAGGGUGGAAGUACAGGAUCUAGAUGGUGCUCCACAUCACCACCAAAAUCUAAUAGCCCGUUCCUUGUCCUAAUAUGCAAUUUGUCUGAAAAUGUAAUCCAGAUCCCUAAAUAACUUUUUGAGAUAUUUUGCAAACAAACAGACAAACAAAUACUGACAAAAACAUAACCUUUUUGACAGAGGUAAUUAGUGCAACAAAUUAAUUGGGACACACAGAGUCAGAUAUGCAAAAGUUCAUUUCUCCAACUUAUAUCAUGUUUUAUUUUGUUGCAAGUAACAAGUCAUUUAUAUUUGUAAGUACCUAUUCACUCACGGUGGAGCAUUUAACCAGAUUUAUGUUAUCUUUGUGAAUUUCAUGUUAUUUUGCUAUGAAGCACCUUGUAAUUUUUAUCUCAAAAGGUGCUAUAAAAGUACACUUAACUUACUUGCUAACACCUGUUUAUUCACUUGCCAGGACAAAUAGUAAAUCAGCCAAUAGCAUGGCAGCAACUCAAUGCAUUUAGGCAUUAUGACGUAGUAAGGAUGAUCUUUUGAUUUUCAAACCGUGCAUCAGAAUGGGGAAAAAUUGUGUUUUAACUUAAACAGCAUGGUUAUUGAUGCCAGAUGGUCUGGUCUGAGUAUGUCAGAAACUGAUAUACUGAGAUCUUCAACCAAAAUCAUCUCACUGGUUUAAAGGCAAUGGUAUCAAAAACAGAAAAACAUUCUAUAGUCUGGAUGAAAAUAUGUUGUUGAGGUCAGAGGAGAAUGGGUCAGAAUUUGCUAGAAACAACAAUAAAGCAUAGUCCAGUGGUGGUGGUGGUGGUGAAAUGGUGUGGGAGAUAUUUCCUUGGAACACACUGGGCCCCUUUGUACCAACCGAGCAUCGUUCAAGCAGCACAUUCUACCUGCGUAUUGUUGCUGACCAUGUUGAUCCAUUUAUGACCACACUGGAACCAUCUUCUGAUUGGCUACUUCCAGCAGAAUAACACAUCAUGUGACGACUCUCGAAUCAUCUUCAAGGAAACUAGUUUCCUUCACAUGAGAGUGAGUUCCCUGUACUCCAUUAAUCAGCAGACCUCAGUCCAGGGGAGCAGUUUUGGAAUGUGGUUGAACAGGAUGUGAGGCCAAAAAAUCUUUAGAGACCAUAUAAUACUAUCAUGUUGAUAUCUACCAAAAUCUCUGAGGACGUUUUCUGACAUUGCUGUUAAAUAUGUGCCACAAAGAAUUAGGGCAGUUCUGAAAACUGACUCCUUUUUCAGCAUGGGUGUCCAUGCACAAGCCCGCAUUCGGUCUAACCAACUGUAAUGACCAAUAGAUGGUAGGAGUUUCCACUGCUUUCAUUCCUGCAUCAGGUCACAAAUUACUAUAUCAUUACAGCUUUAGGAUCUCACAGCAGACCCACUGCAUUGUCGCCUGGACAGAAGCAUGUUGGCUCUGUGGUAUACCCAGCUAGAUUUAGAAAUGUUGCUAUGAAGAUAAUCAGAAACAAAACCCCAGCAGUCUCCUACUUGUGGGUGGACAUGCUGCGUGUGUACUUCCAGCUGUAAAUAUUUCAUCUUGUUAUACAAGAGGCAAGCAAUGGCAGAAAAAAACUGUGAUUUAGUUUGUUCCUCCGAAUCAGCUCUAAGUCGUGGCAAGCUGAAGGCCCUGCUGCACAGCCUUCGUCUCCCAAGCACACCACAUUUAGUGCAUCCGCACUUGGUCAAUAUAGUAGUCAUCCAUGCUGUUCCUCCACUAUAACCAAAGGUCCAUCAUCCUCUACUCUAUAACAUAGGCCAUCCUUAUCUCCACUGAAAUCCUAAAAACCCUUUUAUUGUAGCGCACAGAGCCUAAAUUAAUCAUAGCUUCCCUGGAAUAGGAAAGGCUGCUGUCAAGGUGCAUGUAGCCAUUUUGGAUGUUGAUCUGAGUCUACAAAUGGAACACGCCACACACUGUGCAAAUCCAGAGAUCAUAAGCUCUGUUUGUUUUGUGAUGAAUGUUUUUCAUUCCUAAAGUACAUGCUUCUAGAAGCCUUCUAAGUGAAUUGCAUGGAAUUGUUGUAUGAAACUACACAGAGCUUCAUGUGUUCAGUGCUACAACCCAGAGCCAAGCCGCAGAAGUAAUUGCAAAGGAACAUGGGAAGACUGGAUCAUGUUAAAUUAUCUAAUUUAUUUGGUUUGGUGAUGAGGCUGGCUGGAAGAUAUAGGAGAUUGUACUCCACAGUUCUAAGUUCUUUAUAUAUAUAUAUAUGUGUGCAAUAUAAUAUAUUUGCCUUCCUUUAUCUCUCUUAUACCUAGUUUUACAACUUAAAGUGUCUUUUUUGCUCCUUCUAAUUGAUGUAUGUAUUUUUAAAUGUAUGUUUGCUCUUAAAUGGAUGGACCGCAAGAAAUUUGAAAAUUUUUGUCUAAUAUUAUAUCUGCAUUCAUAUCAUAUUACCAUCUCAGAAUACAUGUGAAUCUUUGAACAACAAGAAGCUGUUAUUAAGCUGAACGCACUGGACUGUUUGACUACAGUAGAGUCCUGUAGAGUAGAGGAAAUGGCAUUUUUUAAAUGGCCUUUCUCUAUAGUUCUUUACCCUAACCCAGGGCAGUGUGUUCUGGUGAUUGGGAUGUGGCUUCACUUUGGUGGAGGGGCUGGCCAGCCUGCUUGGUGUGGCAGGGUAUAUCUGGGACUGUGUGCAGCCGGCAUACUGGGGCACCUCUGUGGUUGAGGUGUGGAGUUGGCGGGGUGCCUGGUGGUCGUGGUGGCAGGCUGGAGGGUGGUGCAGAGCAGUUGCAGCGUGUGGGUGGUUGUGUCCUCUUUCUGGAUGUGUGGUCACUGGCAUUUGGAUCGGCUGAGCAGUGACAGUAGAGCUGAGCUGGUUGGUGAUUCUCCCUGGGCUCUCAUUGCAGUGGCGGUUAUGUGGUGUGUUUGUGUGGUUGCAGGAGCAUGGUGAGGGUCCAGUGGGCCCCAGGUGCGUGCCGGUGGCUGGGGACCUCUUGCCGGGUGAGUUUGUCCUGUCUUGGUGUGGCGUCUGGGGUCUGUUGUAAAUACGGUGCUCGGUGGUGUUGGCUCUGUUGCGCAUGUGGGCGGAGGCUGGGGUGGCUUGGCGCGAGGCUCUUGCCUUGUCGUGUGUUUUGCAAAGCAGGGUGUGGCGAGGGUGCUUGGAGCAGGGUUGUGUUUUCCAGCUGCUCUGUGUGUCUUACACAGCUUUUCAGGUGUGGAGCUCAUCUGUGGGGUUGUGGCUCUGUGGGAUGGGGAUUCAUGGCAUUUGGGUUCAGGGGCAUGUGUUCGAUAUCUGUGUCCUGGUUGGGGGUGACCUUGUGGGCAAAUUUAUGUUGGGGUUCAUGGGGGGGUAGGGAGCUCAUGGGGUUGAGAUCGGAAUUCAUUGGGGGGUUGGGACUGUUUCGUCCUGGGACAGCUCUGGUUGGCGGGCUUGUUUGGACCAAGUAGACCCCUUUUAGCUUGUGCCCCCCUUUCCGGAUG